Molecule: messenger RNA, 644 nt
Organism: Prionailurus viverrinus (fishing cat)
Lineage: Eukaryota; Metazoa; Chordata; Mammalia; Carnivora; Felidae
Product: A disintegrin and metalloproteinase with thrombospondin motifs 3-like
Exons: 3
Coding region: 30-617 (195 amino acids)
Source: RefSeq, a predicted model, not a curated record
CAGUAGUUGAAAAGUGAACUCGACUCGUGAUGGUUCUCCUGUCACUUUGGUUGAUAGCAGCCGCUCUGGUAGAGGUUAGGACUUCAGCUGAUGGACAAGCUGGUAAUGAAGAAAUGGUGCAAAUAGAUUUACCAAAAUUAAAGAGACAGAGAGAGUAUGAGCUGGUGACUCCAGUCAGCACAGAUUUUGAAGGACACUAUCUCUCCCAUAUUCUUUCUGCAAAUCACAAAAAGAGGUCAACGAGGGACGUGUCUUCCAACUCUGAGCAAUUGUUCUUUAACAUCACAGCAUUCGGAAGAGACUUUCAUCUGCGACUAAAGCGCAACACUCAGCUGGUAGCUCCUGGGGCUGUUGUGGAAUGGCAUGAGACCUCUCUGGUGCCUGGGAAUAUAACCAACCCCAAUAAUGAUCAUCAAGCAGGAAAUGCUUCAGAAAGAAUCUGGAAAACAGAGCCUUUGCAGACUAACUGUGCUUAUGUUGGUGACAUCAUGGACAUUCCAGGAACCUCUGUUGCCAUUAGCAACUGUGAUGGUCUGGUAAGACUUAUUCCCUUUUGUGCGCAUGUGUUUGCAGGUGUUAGGGAGUACAGCAUGGUUUCAGGGUGGCUUAGUAGGUAGAGGUAGAAAGGAAGUCUUAUUGUUAUA